AUGUGGGCGGGGGAGGGCGGGGAACAGCAGCCGCAGAAGCGUCGACGGCGGCUGCGACGUUGCUCAGUCUUCGGGGUGGGCUCCGUGGCGCAGGCCGGGCCCGCCGUGGCCCAGCUUUACAAAGACCGAGUGUGUCAGCAGCCAGGACUUUCUCUCUGGGUGCCCUUCCAGAACGCAGCCACCGCCGUCACCAAUCUCUACAAAGAAAGCGUGGAUACCCAUCAGCGAAGUUUUGAUAUUGGAAUUCAGAUUGGCUAUCAGCGACGCAAUAAGGAUGUCUUGGCUUGGGUUAAAAAACGCAGAAGAACUAUUCGUAGAGAAGAUUUGAUCAGCUUCCUGUGUGGAAAAGUUCCUCCACCACGAAACUCUAGAGCUCCCCCAAGACUGACUGUAGUGUCCCCUAACCGAGCUACUUCAACGGAAACUAGCUCAUCUGUAGAGACUGAUUUGCAACCCUUCCGGGAAGCCAUAGCUCUGCAUGGUCUUAGUGGUGCAAUGGCUAGUAUAAGCGUGCGUUCGAGUACCCCAGGCUCUCCUACACAUGUAAGCAGUGGAUCGAAUGCUAGUCGAAGGAGAAAUGGACUCCAUGAUGUCGAUUUGAACACUUUCAUAUCAGAAGAAAUGGCACUCCACUUGGACAAUGGUGGAACUAGAAAGCGUACCUCAGCCCAGUGUGGCGAUGUCAUUACAGACUCACCAACCCAUAAACGCAACAGAAUGAUCUAAACUGCAAACAUUUUCACACCCACCAUGCUGCUUGAAAGCCACUUGAUCCUCAACAUAUAUACUAUUGCAAAGGAAACAUGAGGCCAUCUUCCCUUGUUCACUGUUUUAAGACAAGUGAAUUCUAUAGUGGUUGCCAUAAAAGGAAGUUGUAGGUAUUUACAGUAGAUGCCUCUUAUAACUAUGGCUUUCAUAAAACUAUAAUCCUAGCAGAGGACAUCAGAUAUCGUGUAGUCUUUAGCAAGAUCAUCAUAGGCAAACAUAUCCGUUCCAAGGCUAAAAGUGACCUUAACUGUAUUUAUUCUCAAAGGGAAAGGAAAUAAUCAGAUGUUUAUUUGGUUAUAGAAUGCCUUUUUUAAAAAAAAAUUCCUGCUGUGUUGAGUAUUUUGCUUCAACAGUAUUGCCAGGUUCCUAAAAUUGUCUAAAAAUACAAUUUGGCUUCCAUUUUUGCAGCAGCACUGUACCACGCACCUGGUUUCUAUAUUAACAGUGUGCAACUUUUAAUUAUUGGACUAUGCCCUGUUUUUAGUUUUCAAAGCAGUUUCUAAUUCUGGUGAUUGUGUAAUGUAAAGAGGUGCUAUGAUGGUCAUGCAAUUAAUACUUAAUAUUGAAUCAAUACACAGAACUUUAUUGAAUUCACUUUGUGUGUGUUAGUGCUCUAAAAGUAGCAAUAUUAUUAAACUGCCCCCAGAUUAACCCUGUAGGCCUAAAAUAUUCAGUUUUAAGACAGGUACUACUUCCUAUGUGGGGUACUUAUGAUAAAUGUAAACAUGUAGACUGCAUUCAAGGUGACCUAAAGUAGAGAGGUCAUGAACUUUGAGAAUGGGCUUCCGUUUUGGUUCAGUAUUAGUGAGAGGGAGAUGGAUGGUGGGGGGGUGGGUAUUCCAGUCUUUCUUAUCCUGUUUUACAUUUUUCAUGGAUGCCCUACUUUUCGAAGUUUCCAUUGGAAUGGGUGGAAUAUGGUAAAACUGUUUUACCUACUACUAAUGUGAUCACAGCUCAAAUAGCAAAACCCAACUCUCCCUGUCCCUCCUAUAUCCCUCUCCUAAAAAGUGCAGUUUGGAAUCCCAUUCUGGAAAAGAUGGAAUCGCAUGGAGGUUCUGUAGAUGUUAGGUAGACCUAAGUAAAAGUUCUCAAUAGAUUCCUCUUUUGAGUAAAUAUAAGACCUCUUGUAGCUACAAUGUUUUAGAGCAUGUUUCAUCUUCAUUUUUAAUAUCUUGAACUGAAUGAUAGUCUUUUUUAGAUGAAGAACUGAUGUCAGCCUGCCAGGUACUGUAAUUUAUUCUAUCAUAUUAUAUUAUAUAUCAAGUAGGACAGUGAAAAAUGUUUCCUUGCAGACUUGUAGUCGAGUAUCAGUUACUUCCUAUUUUUAUCCUUAAAAGACCAUUGCAAAUCAGUGUAAGGGUUUUUCCAGUAAUUACUCACAGCACUUUGUUAAAAGUUUGCAAUUUCUUCAGCUAUUUAAUAAUAUCUUUCUGUGAAGAUACUUUGCUAAGUUAACCAUAAUAUUCAUUGACUGGGUGGGAUAUGAAUGGAAUGUUAGAAAUGUGUGAAUUGAAGUUCUGUAUUCAUUAUAGAUAUAGCCCUUAUUUAAAAAAGUGAAUUCCAUACUAAAUCUAGGAAUGAAAGUGAGAUAUUUCUAAAUUUCUGCAAAAGUGGGUCAGUUUUUGUUUGAAUAUAAUAGCAGGAAGAAUUAUAGCAAUCUGUCAUUUUACCUUAAACGGACAAGCCUAUGUAUUAUAAAUACUCCCAAACUUCCCUUUGGAAUAUACCAAGAAAUGCAUCUGGAGUUAUCUUUGUUUUUCUAUCGUUGUAAAUUUAGGUUCUGGAAUAGGGGUUUUGUGGUGUGUCACGUUGCUCACUAGUGACCAGAACUCCUAUUCCUAGAGGAUUUUGAGAUGGAGGAACAUAUUUAAUCUCCUCUUUAUGCCUUGGUUCUAGUUCCUCUUUCCAAGUUGAAUGAGUUUUUUUGGUUGUUUAAGUUGGUGCUCUGAAGCUUAAUCUCAGUACCCUCUACUCUGAAUUGUCAAAUUUUGAUAAAAUGUGCCAUUUUCUUUGGUGAGAGAAAGCAGGUCUUAAUGUCUGCCAGAACACAAUUUAUAUGCCUUAUUGGCUCCAUUAAACUUUUUAAAAACUUUAACAUUUGUAACUUUUUUUCCAUUUCAUUUAAUUUCAAAUGCUAUUUGUCACCUAAUCGUAACCCUCCCCCUUCUCUGUCCCAUUGCUCUCUCAUGUGCACAGAACCACCUUGAGGCCCACGAAUAGAAAGGGAAAUAAUUUCUCAUGGGAAAACAGUUCUUACAGAUAGAUUUUUGAAGCAUUUCUUUAUGCCAGCUCAGAUGCAAAACAAAUCAUGGAAGAUUGUGUACUAUGUGGUACUUUUUAAAAAUAAUACUGACUUUUUCAGUCUCUUGAGAACAGUGUAGGCUGACUUUUAAAACUUCAUGGUUUAGUUUGGGGAACAGAACCUCUCUUCAUGUUAAGCUAGGUUCUCUGUUUGUUUUAGAUGUCAUAGCUCAUGAGUUCUGCUUCUGUCGCCCAGACUUGGCAUAAGCAGGUUGAGUUCACCCUGACACCGCAGCAUUCUGAGCAUGGCUGAAGUAUUACAGACUUAAUUAUAAUGUUUAGUAUUUUAUAGAUCAAAAUUAAUGGAAAGCAUUUGGCUGAACCUAAAGACGCACAGUCAGAUUCUUCAAUGUGGUUUACCAAACUGGAGUAGUGAUACAUACCUUAAAUCAGAAAAUGAAUAAAUCAUUAAAAAAAAA
Galeopterus variegatus (Sunda flying lemur) is the source of this 3488-nucleotide messenger RNA. RefSeq names its product chromosome unknown open reading frame, human C16orf72 (gene HAPSTR1). The record is from RefSeq and is a predicted model, not a curated record. The transcript is spliced from 5 exons. Lineage: Eukaryota; Metazoa; Chordata; Mammalia; Dermoptera; Cynocephalidae. The coding region runs from base 1 to 726 and encodes 241 amino acids.